GUUGACAGUUGCAUUGUGGGAGACGGGUGAUUGACACCGCCGCCAUUUUGCUCCCGCUCCGCUUCCAUUGUGUGAGAUAGUAAAUAUCCGACUCUGCCAGACAAGCACAACACUCUCGUACCGUAGCGAAGAAGCAGCGUUAAAUUCACCGCCGGUGAAACUUUGACAUUAUGGCUCGUACCAAGCAAACUGCUCGUAAAUCCACCGGAGGAAAAGCUCCUCGUAAGCAGCUCGCCACCAAGGCUGCCCGGAAGAGCGCCCCCUCCACCGGUGGAGUGAAGAAGCCCCAUCGUUACAGGCCCGGCACCGUGGCUCUGAGAGAGAUCCGUCGGUACCAGAAGUCCACUGAGCUGCUGAUCCGUAAGCUGCCGUUCCAGCGCCUGGUGAGGGAGAUUGCUCAGGACUUCAAGACUGACCUGCGUUUCCAGAGCGCUGCCAUCGGCGCCCUGCAGGAGGCCAGCGAGGCGUACCUGGUGGGUCUGUUUGAGGACACUAACCUGUGUGCCAUCCACGCCAAGCGCGUCACCAUCAUGCCAAAAGACAUCCAGCUGGCCCGCCGCAUCCGUGGAGAGCGCGCUUAUCCGUCCCUCUCCACUCAGCCUGACGGCUCGCUGCACCUCCUUCACCUCAGUGAUCUAAUGGCUCGUACCAAGCAAACUGCUCGUAAAUCCGCUGGAGGAAAAGCUCCUCGUAAGCAGCUCGCCACCAAGGCUGCCCACUCCACUGGCGGAGUGAAGAAGCCCCAUCGUUACAGGCCCGGCACCGUGGCUCUGAGAGAGAUCCGUCGGUACCAGAAGUCCACUGAGCUGCUGAUCCCUAAGCUGCCGUUCCAGCGCCUGGUGAGGGAGAUUGCUCAGGACUUCAAGACUGACCUGCGUUUCCAGAGCGCUGCCAUCGGCGCCCUGCAGGAGGCCAGCGAGGCGUACCUGGUGGGUCUGUUUGAGGACACUAACCUGUGUGCCAUCCACGCCAAGCGUGUCACCGUCAUGCCAAAAGACGUCCAGCUGGCCCGCCGCAUCCGUGGAGAGCGCUCUUAG
This is a messenger RNA of Limanda limanda (common dab), 1037 nucleotides long. RefSeq lists its product as uncharacterized. Gene Ontology annotation, cellular component: nucleosome. The coding region runs from base 171 to 1037 and encodes 288 amino acids. The transcript is spliced from 8 exons. The record is from RefSeq and is a predicted model, not a curated record. Gene Ontology annotation, molecular function: DNA binding; protein heterodimerization activity; structural constituent of chromatin. Lineage: Eukaryota; Metazoa; Chordata; Actinopteri; Pleuronectiformes; Pleuronectidae.